Molecule: messenger RNA, 2863 nt
Organism: Salvelinus sp. IW2-2015
Lineage: Eukaryota; Metazoa; Chordata; Actinopteri; Salmoniformes; Salmonidae
Source: RefSeq, a predicted model, not a curated record
UCUGGUGACUGGUGGUGUAAUGAUCCAACUCGUUGUCAUACCAUUCAGGUUCCCGGGUGCUUCUGUMGUGCCUGGUGCAUGGCGGUCUGCUGGAGAAAGAGCAUCUGUAGCUGAGCAGAAGGAUGGAGAGUUUGGGAUUGCAGGCUGUUGCCCUCAGUGAUGGCUCCACAGCCUACAUUGAACAAGCCAUCAAAGAUGGCAACCUAGUGGAAGGCGAUACUAUUCAGUUGGAGGAUGGUACUACAGCCUACAUUCAGCAGGUCACUAUACAGCAGAAAGAGCCCCUGCCCUUUGAGGACGGCCAGGCAGUGCAGCUGGAGGACGGGACCACGGCAUACAUCCACCACACACCCAAAGAUGGGUAUGAUCCCAGUGCGGUGGAGGCGGUGCAGCUGGAGGAUGGCAGCACGGCGUACAUCCACCACCCCUCGGGCCUGCAGACUGGCAGCACCAUCCUGACUUUGCAGCCAGGGGGUGGCCUGGAGGAGCUAGCUGCAGAUGACACUGUGGACACAGACACCAUCACCACCCUGGAGAACUACGCCAAGAUGACAGGUUCUGAGGUGGAGGUGGAUGAGACCAUGAGCAGUACCAAUGGACUGCAGGACAUAGAGCCUAUUGUACAGGUGAUGGGGUCGUGGGGUUCCCCUAAGGGUCAGCAGACGGCUGAGAAGACAUUCCGCUGUGACUACGAGGGCUGUGGACGUCUCUACACCACAGCACACCACCUCAAGGUGCAUGAGAGGGCUCACACAGGUGUCCGGCCAUACAGGUGUGAUGUGUUGACGUGUGGAAAGGCGUUCGCUACAGGUUACGGCCUGAAGAGUCACCUACGGACACACACUGGAGAGAAACCAUACAAGUGUCCUGAAGACAUGUGCUUCAAGGCCUUCAAAACCUCCGGAGACCUCCAGAAGCAUGUCCGCACACACACAGGUGAGAAGCCGUUUAAGUGUCCGUUUGAGGGUUGUGGUCGUUCCUUCACCACCUCUAACAUCAGGAAAGUCCACAUCAGAACACACACAGGAGAGCGCCCCUACAUGUGCCCUGAACCAUCCUGUGGACGAGGCUUUGCCAGUGCCACCAACUACAAGAACCACAUGAGAAUACACACAGGGGAGAAGCCCUACCUGUGUACAGUCCCUGGUUGUGGGAAGCGAUUUACAGAGUACUCCAGCCUGUACAAGCACCAUGUGGUUCACACACACUGCAAACCUUACACCUGCAACCACUGUGGCAAAACCUACAGACAGACCUCCACGCUGGCCAUGCACAAACGCACCACGCACGGCGACUUUGAGGCCACAGGGGACGGGGAAGAAGCGGUGGAUGACCAAUCACAAGCCUCCUUCCUGGAGGGGGCGGAGCAGAAAGAGGAUGGGACGGAUUCCCAGGUUAUCAUUGGUUCACAGGUGGGUCUGUCGACAGAGGACCUACAGGCACUCAGUACGGCCAUCACCAUGGUAACGCAGGACGGCACAACCAUUUCCCUGCCGACCCACCAGACGGACAUGGCCUCCAUGGGACACCACCACAUCACCAUGGUUACAGGGGAGGGCAAGGAGCUGCAGCCGGUUGCCAUAGUGACAUCGGAGGGUAUUAUGACAGGCGGCUUGCAGGGCUCCGGCCCUCACUACCAGCAGGUCGCACUGCUGGCCACAGCUAACGGCACCCAGAUUGCUGUUCAGCUGGAGGAGCAGCAGACGUUGGAGGAGGCCAUCAGCAUGGCGACAGCUGCCAUCCAGCAGGGAGGGCUGGUUCAGGACGAGGACACAUGAGGGGAGCUGCUGAGACACACCUACCCCCCCAAACAGAGCAUCUUUCCCUGGGUACGACACGGUACCUGCUCCCCUUAGCGCCAACCAGCUCCACAGCACUCCUGGAGCCCUGUCUCCUGCCACAGACACAGAGUGAGCAGAACUCCUAUCUCAGAACUCAGAACCAAUCAGAGAGACUUCGAGAAGCCGUUGUCAUGGAUACUGGCUUUAGAAUGUUCAGAUGUGAGCAUGAGCAGGUUGAUCUUUCUUUGUUUUAGCCACAAUACAGUAGCAUACUCAUCCUGCUGCUUCUGAGAAGCAGCACCUGCACUAAAGCUAGCUCCAGUUUGAUUUUACCUCUAUUCUUCAUAAUCAUGAUACAAUAAUGGAUUAAAGCAUCUGCUAAAUGGCAUAUCAUGAUACAAUAAUGGAUUAAAGCAUCUGCCAAAUGGCAUAUCAUGAUACAAUAAUGGAUAAAAGCGUCUGCUAAAUGGCAUAUCAUGAUACAAUAAUGGAUAAAAGCGUCUGCUAAAUGGCAUAUCAUGAUACAAUAAUGGAUUAAAGCAUCUGCUUAAUGGCAUAUCAUGAUGCAAUAAUGGAUAAACGUGUCUGCUAAUGGCAUAUCAUGAUACAAUAAUGGAUAAAAGCGUCUGCUAAAUGGCAUAUCGUGAUACAAGAACGGAUAAAAGCAUCUGCUAAAUGGCAUAUCGUGAUAGCAGACGCUUUUAUCCAUUCUUGUAAAUGGCAUAUCGUGAUACAAGAACAGAUAAAAGCAUCUGCUAAUUGGCAUAUUGUGAUACAAGAACGUUUGUUUUGGUUUUGUAUUUCUCUGACUGCAGUGAGUUUUCCAGUACUGUGUACUUCUGCGUCUACUCUGUUUUGGUUUGAAGAGUGCUCUUAAACAGAUGGAUUCUUUCAACUGAAACACUUGUGAAACUGUUCAGAGGUAGACUGUCCGUCUGAGGAGCUAAAGGUUGGCCACGUCAUUGAAGAAAUGAACUGCAAAACUACAGAGCCCAAUAUCAGCGGCAUCAAGCUGCGACGUGUAUCUGGAUCUAUGCUGAUGUUGCCGAGGUGUACAUUUGUCAAUAAAUAGCUUUACCUUU